AUGUAUUCAUCUGAGAAAACUGAUAGCCAAAAGGUCAGUCCAGCUCCGGCUGCCGGCAUUUCGGUGAAUUCAGCAAACACUAAAGCUCCAAUUCCUUGGUCCUCCGGCCUCUUCGACUGCUUUGUUGAUCUCAGGAGCUGUCUUAUAACAUAUUGGUGUCCAUGCAUUACGUUUGGCCAGAUCUCUGAGGUGGUCGAUCAAGGACCCCAUUCCUGUGUAACAAAUGGAGGAAUCUAUGCACUGAUCCUGCUCUUCACAAGGUGUCAAUGCUUCUUCUCAUCUUUAUAUCGAACCAAGAUGAGGCAGCAAUAUAACCUGGAAGAGGGUCCCAUGGGGAUUUCCUUGUUCAUUGUUUGUGUGACCCAUGUGCCAUUUGCCAAGAGUACAGAGGCUGGAGAGCCGUGGACAUAA
Messenger RNA from Macadamia integrifolia, 411 nucleotides. RefSeq names its product protein PLANT CADMIUM RESISTANCE 2-like. The record is from RefSeq and is a predicted model, not a curated record. The transcript is spliced from 2 exons. NCBI's taxonomy places the organism in Eukaryota, Viridiplantae, Streptophyta, Magnoliopsida, Proteales, Proteaceae. Bases 1 to 411 code for a protein of 136 amino acids.